UUGGACUUUGAUAUAGAUUGUCCAGCUGGCAGGGCGAGCAUCACAGGUCAAACUGUCGUGCCACUUCUACCAGCACAAACACCCAAUUACAUUUUGCUACCCUGUCAUGUCCAAUCAGAUUCAGACUGUGUCAGGGUUGUUCCUGCUGGGCCGGCUAUAAGAAGUUCAACAAUCUUAAAGGAGGGCACCAUCUGAUCCAAGUUAUCCUGCAGUACAGCAUCCCCUCCAGUCAGCAGCCAUGAAGUUCACUCUCAUCGCAGCCCUUGUUGUUGUGCUUGCUCUGGCACAAGGGAGCCGAGCAGCACAGGCUACUGAGCUGGAGAAUAUCAGUCAGUUCUUUGAGAACCUGAAAAACAAACUGACUCAGGAUCUGACUGACGCCAUCCAAGUCCAGGAGGUGGCAAGCCAGGCUCAAACCUUUGUGGAAAAUAAGAGAACCGAGCUGGAGCCAGUGGUCAGUCAGAUCCAGGACCAGCUGAGGACUGCUGCUGCCAAAGUUGAGGAGCAGUUAAAACCCUUGGCUGAAAACAUGCAGGCUCAGGUUCAACCAAUGGUCGAUGAUUUCCAGAAGCAGAUGGAGGACAUCCUGAACAAGCUGAUUGGCCAAGCCAGGGCCAUUGGCAACUAAACCAAAACCAGUUUGCUUUGCCACUACAGUCUCCUGUCUUGGACUGAGUUAAAGCUUGCGCCACAAAGGAGUUCAGGAUGAAGUACAACAGUGCUUGACAUUGAUGUGCAGAUUACAACUGUCCCAAAGUUCAAUUAAAUCCUGGAACAAGG
Molecule: messenger RNA, 780 nt
Organism: Myripristis murdjan (pinecone soldierfish)
Lineage: Eukaryota; Metazoa; Chordata; Actinopteri; Holocentriformes; Holocentridae
Product: type-4 ice-structuring protein LS-12-like
Exons: 4
Coding region: 239-628 (129 amino acids)
Biological process (GO): lipoprotein metabolic process; lipid transport
Cellular component (GO): extracellular region
Molecular function (GO): lipid binding
Source: RefSeq, a predicted model, not a curated record